AUGACGAGGAGAUGGAGAUUUGGGGAGGAGAAAGUAUUGAAAUGUCCUUCAGGCUACUGUCUCUCUCCACAGCGCUCUUUUGGAGACAUUUCCAAGCGGGUAGAUCUCCGGGAAAAACUCCAGUGUAAGAGCUUUUCCUGGUAUUUGAAGAACGUCUAUCCGGAGGUCUUCAUGCCCGAUCUCAGCCCGCUGCAGUUUGGCGCGAUAAAGAACGUGGGGAAGGAGGCCUGUUUGGACACAGGAGAGGGUAAUGAGGGAGGGAAACCUCUCAUUAUGUACCCCUGCCACGGCAUGGGAGGAAACCAGUAUUUUGAGUACUCGACCCAUCACGAGAUCAGGCACAACAUUCAGAAGGAGCUCUGUUUGCACGGGACAGACGAAGUCGUCAAAUUAGAGGAGUGCCAGUAUAAAGGUCACAACACCAUCACAGGACCUCAGCAGAGAUGGGAGCUCAGAGAGACUCAACUCCAAAACAGCCUGAGGCUGUGCUGUGUUCCUCAACUCAGCCUUCUCUAA
This is a messenger RNA of Sinocyclocheilus grahami, 516 nucleotides long. Its product is annotated as polypeptide N-acetylgalactosaminyltransferase 3-like. Gene Ontology annotation, molecular function: polypeptide N-acetylgalactosaminyltransferase activity. The transcript has 5 exons. The record is from RefSeq and is a predicted model, not a curated record. Gene Ontology annotation, biological process: protein O-linked glycosylation. The coding region runs from base 1 to 516 and encodes 171 amino acids. NCBI's taxonomy places the organism in Eukaryota, Metazoa, Chordata, Actinopteri, Cypriniformes, Cyprinidae. Gene Ontology annotation, cellular component: Golgi apparatus.